Phasianus colchicus (ring-necked pheasant) is the source of this 16119-nucleotide messenger RNA. The record is from RefSeq and is a predicted model, not a curated record. NCBI's taxonomy places the organism in Eukaryota, Metazoa, Chordata, Aves, Galliformes, Phasianidae.
GGCCGAGGGAGUGUUAAAUCAGUAGUAACGAAUCUUAAGGUUUUAGAUGGCAUCUGUGGAGGAUGAGGACUGUGUAGAACGGCCUCCAGCUUAUUAGAAGCAUGGCCAUGAAAUGUGCUUCUGGUCAUUCUCUGAGUUGCAAAGAUGUCAUCGAGGAAAAAUGCUACGCUGCUCCUCAGGCCUGCAGCCCUUCUGCCUCUGCUUCUCCGCGGUGCCUGAAAGAGCGGAGCACGGGGUCUGGCAGGGCAUUGCAACCCGGUCUGGUUGCACUGAGUAACGUUGUAUUUCUACGUGCGUGUGUAAACAUACAAGCACUGUGGUGCUGUCUGGUUGUUUAAACCUUUUGUACAAACAGGUGCAGAGGUGCAGUAGGAGGUUACUUCUGAUUUCCCCUUUCCCAAAUAAAUGGAUAUAUUAAUUCUUGUGGUUAUUCUAAUCUGAGAAGAGCCCUCGGGAAUCAAACUGUGCCUUUUAAAACGCAUUAUUCCCGUAUCUGUUGUUUGUUUGUUUAUUUUGUGUGUGUGAGAUUACACCUCUUUAUUUCGAGAAGCACGGCGCUGCCGCUAGAGGUCCCGCGGCACCUCACCCAGUGGAGCUCGAACAAUGCGGCCGCGCCGUGUGCUCGGGGCCGCCGCCUGGGCCCGGCCCAUCCCGCUGCCGCCCAUGGGAGCUGCCCGGACCGGGAGCCGGGUGGGCAUCGGUUCGAAUCACGGUGUUUGGGCGGCCCUCCUGAGACCAUCCCCCGCCAUUUGGGUGGUGGUGGUGCUUUGAGCGCUUACGCUGCUGCAGGACUACCUGCGUUCAUGCAGUGCGUUUGUUUUCCGUGUGCUACUGAAAAUCCAAACCAGUUAGGCUGGGGCACAAGAGGAUUCCAGUGGAUGCUCCUCUACUUGCGUGUCAGCGGAAAAAUUGCUUACCUUUAAUGGAUACUGCUGCUGGUGGUUGAUUUUUGGAGACUUUACAGCUCCUUAUUGUUUGAGAGGAAACUGCUGCUUUUCCUCUCUUAAAUCCCUGGUGGUGGUAGCUUUUUAUCUCCAACCAUCGGUGUGGGAAAGAAGAUGCCUCUACCUUUUGGGUUAAAAUUGAAACGAACUCGACGCUAUACAGUAUCCAGCAAGAGUUGCUUGGUGGCUCGGAUCCAGCUACUCAAUAAUGAAUUUGUGGAGUUCACACUAUCUGUGGAAAGCACAGGCCAGGAAAGUCUGGAAGCAGUGGCUCAGAGGCUUGAGUUGCGGGAGAUAACAUAUUUCAGUCUGUGGUAUUACAACAAGCAGAAUCAGCGCAGAUGGGUAGAUUUGGACAAGCCUCUGAAAAAGCAAUUGGACAAAUAUGCCUUGGAACCAACAGUGUACUUUGGAGUAGUGUUCUAUGUGCCUACUGUUUCUCAACUUCAGCAGGAGAUUACCAGGUAUCAGUAUUAUUUGCAAUUAAAGAAAGAUAUCUUGGAGGGCAACAUUCCUUGCACACUAGAACAAGCAAUACAUUUGGCUGGUUUGGCUGUUCAAGCUGAUUUUGGAGACUACGAUCAGUAUGAAUCUCAGGAGUUUCUACAAAGAUUUGCUUUGUUUCCGGUGGGUUGGCUACAAGAAGAAAAAAUAUUGGAAGAAGCGACACAGAAAGUUGCCUUACUACAUCAGAAAUACAGAGGCCUUACUCCUCCUGAUGCAGAAAUGUUAUAUAUGCAAGAAGUGGAGAGAAUGGAGGGCUAUGGUGAAGAGACCUAUCCUGCAAAGGACAGCCAAGGAAGUGACAUAUUCAUUGGAGCAUGUCUUGAUGGUAUCUUUGUGAAACACAAAAAUAGCCGGCCUCCUGUUGUAUUUAGGUGGCAUGACAUUGCCAACAUGUCCCACAACAAAUCCUUUUUUGCAUUAGAACUUGCAAACAAAGAAGAGACAAUCCAAUUCCAAACGGAAGAUAUGGAAACAGCAAAAUAUGUGUGGAGGAUGUGUGUGGCUAGACACAAAUUUUACAGACUAAAUAAAUGCAGCUUACAAACCCAGCCCAUUACAGUGAAUCCUGUUAGAAGGAGGUCUUCUUCCAGGAUGUCCAUGCCCAAGCCUCAAGCCUAUAUGAUGCCUCCGCCACCUCAGCUGCAUUACAAUGGUCAUUAUACUGAACCAUAUGCAUCUUCCCAAGAUAACCUCUUUGUGAGCAGUCAGAAUGGAUACUACUAUCACUCUCAGACUAGCUUGGAUAGAGCCCCUCAUGACUACAGUGGUCGAAUCCGCAAUGGUAGUGUCUAUAGUGCACAUAGCACAAACUCCUUGAACAACCCACAACAUUACCUACAGCCGUCCCCCAUGUCCUCUAACCCAAGCAUUACUGGGAGCGAUGUCCUCAGAACUGAUUAUGUCCCAUCACAUAGACAUAGUGCCCUAAUUCCACCAUCUUAUCGGCCCACACCAGACUACGAAACUGUGAUGAGACAACUCAAUAGAGGAAUGGUACACACAGAUAGGCAGAGUCAUUCAAUGAGAAAUCUUAACAUCAGCAAUACAUAUGCUUACAGCAGGCCUGAUGCCUUAGUUUACAGCCAACCUGAAAUACGAGAACAUGCCCACUUCACUUCCCCACAAUCUAACCAUUAUCCAUUUAACCUGAACUACAGUUUUCAUAGCCCAUCCCCCUAUCCCUAUCCUGCUGAGAAACGCCCAGUUGUUGGGGCAGUCAGUGUGCCCGAGUUGACAAAUGUGCAGCUCCAGGCUCAGGAUUAUCCAGCACCAAAUAUAAUGAAGACCCAAGUCUAUCGACCACCUCCCCCAUAUCCGUAUCCAAGACCUGCAAAUAGUACUCCAGACCUUUCUCGACAUAUCUACAUUAGCAGCAGCAACCCAGAUCUCAUCACGAGGCGAGUUCAUCAUUCUGUCCAGACAUUUCAGGAAGACAGCCUGCCUGUGGCACAUUCUCUACAGGAAGUCAGUGAACCUCUAACAUCGGCACGCCAUGCUCAGCUGCAGAAAAGGAACAGUAUUGAAAUAGCAGGCUUGACUCCCAGCUUUGAAGGAAUAAGAAUAAAAGAGAGAACCAUGUCAGCAUCUGCAGCAGAUGUGGCUCUUCCAAGAGUUAUUUCGGAAGGGUCACAGCCCAACAUUCUGAUAGAGAGAACAAAGCAAAAAGAAAACGAGCAUGAUGAAGGGGUGAACUGUGAUCACAAGAAAACCCUUUCAGAUGCCACUAUGCUGAUUCACAGUAGUGAAGAAGAAGAAGAAUUUGAAGAAAACAAAGCUAGUACUAGCCUCUCUCCUCUUCCUGAAGAUCAAACCCAGCUUUCAUCCAUUAUGGGUGGCUAUUCUCAUGAUUCUGUACUCAACUACCCCUAUAACUCAGUUGCUUCAUCUACUGGCCCUUUGCAUAUUCUUGAGCCUAAAUUACAUAUUUCAGAAACGGAAAAGAGAAUGAAAGACAUAAGUCCAGUUCAUUUACUAGUAGAAAACCAAGUACAGAGAAGAGGGGAAGGACUGCUUACUCCAUCUAUGUCAGAAUCUGACCUUACAACAUCAGGGAGAUACAGAGUAAGGAAGGAUUCAGUAAAGAAGAGACCUGUGUCCGAUCUUUUGUCUGGGAAGAAGAAUAUUGUGGAAGGCCUUCCCCCACUAGGUGGCAUGAAAAAGAAUAAAACUGAUGCAAAAAAAAUAGGGCCUCUAAAGCUUGCUGCCCUAAAUGGACUAACUUUGGCUAGAAUGCCUCUGCCAGAUGAGGGGAAAGAGGAAUCAACAAGAGCAACAAAUGAUGAGCGGUGUAAAGUUCUGGAACAACGCUUAGAGCAGGGGAUGGUAUUUACUGAAUAUGAGCGCAUUCAGAAGAAAAGGCUUAUAGAUGCUGAGUGCUCAAUAGCUCGGCUUCCUGAAAAUGCUGAGAGAAACCGGUUCCAGGACGUCCUUCCUUAUGAUGAUACCAGAGUAGAACUAGUCCCAACCAAAGAAAAUAACACGGGUUACAUCAAUGCAUCUCAUAUCAAGAUCUCUGUUGGUGGCAUAGAGUGGGAUUACAUUGCUACACAGGGCCCUUUGCAGAAUACCUGUCAGGAUUUUUGGCAGAUGAUCUGGGAACAAGGGAUUGCCAUCAUAGCUAUGGUGACAGCAGAGGAAGAAAGUGGGAGAGAAAAAAGCUUCAGAUACUGGCCACGUCUUGGCUCAAGACACAACACUGUAACAUAUGGAAGAUUUAAGAUAACCACACGAUUCCGUACUGACUCGGGCUGCUAUGCAACUACGGGACUGAAGAUUAAACAUCUUCUCACAGGACAGGAGAGAACAGUUUGGCAUUUGCAGUAUACUGACUGGCCAGAACAUGGCUGUCCAGAGGAUUUAAAGGGAUUUCUCUCAUACUUGGAAGAGAUACAGUCAGUGCGGCGCCAUACAAACAGCACUGCAGAUCCUAAAAACUCUAAUCCUCCUGUACUGGUGCAUUGCAGUGCAGGUGUGGGACGAACAGGAGUGGUCAUACUGUCAGAGAUCAUGAUUGCUUGCUUGGAACACAAUGAGAUGCUGGACAUCCCACGAGUGCUGGACAUGUUGAGGCAUCAGAGAAUGAUGAUGGUGCAGACUCUUUCUCAGUACACUUUUGUCUAUGGAGUUCUCAUUCAGUUUCUCAAAAGUUCUAGACUUAUAUAAUCCCUGCCAAUUCCUAAGGGACACUGCAAGAGUUUACAGAAAGAAAGCUACAGUUGUCCAGGCAGACCUGCUUUCACAUUUUUUUUUCUUCAUAUGAUGAAUCACGCAGUUAACUUUUAGGGCUGGUAUGUGGCUGUUAGAUACAAGUCAGUGUAACAGUACUAGCAAAGCAGGAUCUUCCCUGGACUAAAUUCUUCCCAUGUUCAGCUGCAGCCAUAUUAGGGAAUGAUUUUACUUGUACUGCUCUUAGUACUUGUACAUGUUUUUUUAGAGUGGUGGGGAAAAUAAAUUUCUAACAGAAUGGAAAUACAUGGCACAAUUUACCAACUUUUUUUAACAUUAUAAUGAACUCUGCAAAAGCUAAAAUUUGUGAAUGCACAUGGGGAGAGAAAACUGCUUCUUGGGGAUGUCGAGGUCUUACACACAGUUUCUUUCUGCUUUCAAUUUUAUAUUUAGAACAAUACAUCAAUAUUUUUUAAAAUGAAGUUUUGGUUUCCUCUGGUUUACUUAGCAGAACUAGCAGCUCUCAGAUACUAUAAGUUGUUGCUUUAAGGGCAGUUAUUUUUCUAUUCAGCUUUUUUUUUUUUUUUUUAACUUUCAAAAAAAAAAAACCACCCAACUUUUAAAACACUGUAAUGUUUUCAGAGAAGGUUAUCUGUGCUUGAACUAACUUCUUAAAAAUUGCGCUUACAGUUCUAGUGUAAAGGUAGUAGUAGAGUGCUGUGUAAUAGAAUGACAAGUGAAAGAUCAUGUUAACUGUUGAUAAUUUCCAUUUGAGUGGAGGCAUGUUUGCCUAUUGACUUGUAGACUACAAGCAGGGAAAAAAUAAUAUAAUUAUCUACAGAGUUCUUGGUAAUAAACAAAUGAGAGAAAGUACAUAUUCAGUAUUAUUCAAAAAUUUAGAGGACAGUUUGAUUUUACUGGCUGAAAUCAAAGUGGAUGCAAAUAUUUUAAGCACUUUUUUGCUCUGUUAUUUAUGUAGUUAAACAUAGAAACUAUAAUCAUAUAUUGUUUCAUAUGGUAAUAUGCUGUUACUAACCUAUUAUUUGAGGAAGAGCCUUUAAAGUUGAUGAAGUGAGAGAAGCAAAAUUGGAGUAAGAAGGUGCAUAGUGGUGAAGAGGAAAUAGUGGAGAUGUGGCAGCUAUGAUUGCUGGUUUACGCGUGGCAAAGAUGACCAUUAAAACCGUUUAUAUUUCCAGUUAGGAAAACCUUUGAAGCAUCGGAAUUUUCUCUCUGAUUAUUUUAUCAGCAGUAGAACAGAUUUUGCUAAUGCUGUACAGCAUUGCAAUGAAGGAUGUUCACAGGAGCCAUUUGAGAAUGCCUGCAGAAUGUAAGAACGCUAAGAAGUAACACUGGAGAUGUAGGCAUUUUAGUAACUGUGUAGGUUGCAGAGUAAAUGGUUGCGGCAUAGAUGUGAAGAUGUCCUAUCUCUGGUAGGUUCUGUCUUGUCCCUGACUAGCAUGGGUCUGGUCUAUUGACAGUAUCCUGAAUACUUCUGUGUCUGUGUUUUUAAAAUGAGGACAAUAUGGUUUUGCCUGCUUUUGGAGUGUUUUGACCCUAUACCAAAGUGAGCUAAUUGUCUGUAGACAUCUAGUGUAAUUUCAAAAAAAACCUGUGGUAGACAAGUGUGCAGGUACAUCUCAGUAUCCAUUUCCCAUGAUACUUGCUUAACAAAAUGAAAUGAGUCCGUGAGGUUUUUUUUUUCCACUUGUAAGAUGAUGUUGCUAUUCCCUGAGCUGUGACAAGGCUUUGGAAGCUAUUAUGAAGCAUAUCUCCUCUCUCCUUCAAACAAUGAUUUUCCUCUUGAAACAUAGAUUAAAAGAAUAAUAAAUGUUUCGUCAAUUUCCUUUUUAAUAAGCUGUUUCCAUAAAGAUAAACACAAGGUCCAAAUGACAUUGUGCUAAUAUGUCAUUCCAUAAAAUACGUGCUACUUUAAAAUACACUAUAAUAUUCAACUAGUGCAUUUGGUCUUCUGUCAGGCAGUCUGAAUUGUUCUACCCUCAGUAAAAAAAAAUACUGAAUAUUUCAAAUGGAGGGAAAAAAAUGCCUAGCAAAUAUUAACUGCCAAACAUAAAACUGAAUGGAAUAAUGCCUUAUUCCAGGGGAGACCUGGAAGUUACUGAAGACUGAUUAUACAUAUAGUCUUGCAGGCAAACAAGUUUGACAUACGUGUCAACAGAAAUACCACUGAAUGAAACAAAUGUAUUUGGCUAUUUGUGCUAUCUUCUGUUAUAGAAACAUUGAUUUGUUUUUGUUUUUUUUUUUUAAUCACAGUUUCUGAGUGAAAAAUGUAUGCUCCAGAAUGUAGCUUUUACCAUUUCCAAAGUUUGAACUAUGAUCUUUGCAAUGUGGUGCAUGUGCUUUUAAUGAAAUUGUAGGUGACCAUAACUUUGUGCAACACUUUUCUGCCAUUCAGCAGCUCUUAGGACAGAAUGUCAGGUAUAAGGCAUUAAAAAAAAAAAAAAACAAAAUAAGCAAUUUCAUUCCAAACUUGUGAGAUAGUUUCUGAGGUGGCUGAGGAAGCUUUUCCCUUCCAUUUUCUUCUCCAUCUUUCUGAGAGGAAGUGAGAGGUGGUAGCUCUCUAACCUGGUAUUCACAGUCUGUUUUUUUAAAAGCAGUAACACUGCUACUUCCUCCACUUCAGCGUUUCAGUCUUUCCACUUGUAGUGCAUUUUUGCAUUAAUAAGACUUGACUUUCUAUGAACCUUCCUAAUGAAGGCUUGUUUUUACAUAUAAGCAUAAGGUUCCAAGCGGGCAUUGAAAAUAAGCAGUUUCUCUUCUGGAGAUACCAAAAGAAAUAAAACUCCACAAUCUCCUGUCACAAAACUAAUUUUAAAAAUGUUUAGAUUUUCAGAUAGCUUUUAAAAGAACAUUCAGAUUUAGCACUUUGUUGUUCUGAGCCUUUAAGGGGAUGCUUUGUACAUGCUGUUGUGCUGAGUGCUUUGGAAGUGUGGGACUUUAUAAGAAAAUUCGUGGCCCAAAUCCAGGCAGAGCCUGAGUGGAAAUUGGAUCCUUCUGUCAAAAGCUUAAAAUUCCUCUAUAAGCCAUUCUGCCAGGUGUGCUUCUCUUAGUAUGGGAGAGAAACCAGAUAAUUAUCGUGUAAGAUUUGAGCUGAACUUAUUUAGUAGGAAAAAGAACGGAAUGCUGAUCUCUAGGAAUGCCAGAGUUCUCAGGGAUAAAUAAAGGUGCUAUAUUACUAUCAAGAGACAGGUGUGAGUGUCUUUUGUGGUCUAGGUGGUAAAUGCUUUCUUAGGAUCAAAUUCCUCGAAGAGUCAGGAGAAGAACCAAUAGAUUCCUGUAGGGGCUUCUGUACAUUUGAUUUCUGUCUUGUUUGCUCUGGAGAGGGAAUUUUUGGACAGGGAAUCCUUGUAAUCAUGGGAUCCCAGAUCUUCUUUAAAAACAUAAUUUGCAGCACUGUUGAUUGUGAAGAUGACACUUGCUUAACAGGCUUUGCUGUCAACUGCAGAUCACUCUUCACUCAUUCUUUGAUGGAGAAGCUCCAUGCUACAUGACAGUUUUGCACUGCUUCUCUGCAGCCCGCAAAACAGUGGUCCCCUUUUUCUGCUGCAUGUUGGAAUGCAGUCUCCAUGAAUAGCAAAAUUAAAGGCCUUAAUAUUGCUCUCACUGUGAUACCUUUUGCACACAGGAAUGGUGAAAGCUACAACUGCAUAGGAAUAUAAUAAUAAAUUGAAGGUUGCAACCUUCAGAGAUGUUGAGUGGUCUUUAAGGUCCCUUCCAACCCAAGUUAGUAUGUGAUUCUAAAAUAAAUGCAUACUGAAAUGGAUACAUUUUGAGAAAGUGUGCAUUUUUUGUUCUUCUAGUAAUCUUAUGUGUCUCUUUUUUUUUUUAAAGUGGAUGACACUUGGAGUACUUCUCUCCAAAAUAGUUUCUUAAUUUUAGUAACUAAGGCUACCAGAGGCAGCUGGUAUAUUUUUCUUGUUGGAAUCUUUGUUAAAGUUGAGUGGCUCAUAGUUCUCAACAGCCUCUGGACCAAACUUGGGAACUGCAUGGUGGUUUGUCCUGUGAGCUGGUAGUGUAAUGAGACCUUGGUUUUAAUACCAGUACCAUUACUAAAGCACUACAGUUAAAAUAGUGAACUCAUUACUGUGCUACAGUGGUUAGCUCAAGUUGUUAAUUUAAAAGGAACAACAGAUCAACUGAUAAUAAUUCUUUGCUUUAGUUAUUUAUUGUUCUAUUUUUUUUCCAAUACAAAAAACACAUGCAAAGCCAGAGCCCAAUCCCUCAAGAGGUAAAAAUUCUGCAGUUCUAGUGAGUGGAUUAAGCAGUGGUUAUUGCCAGUGGAAGCCCUUAAAAUGUGAAUAUUCACGUCUUCUUUGAAUUUAAAUAUAGAUUGCAUGAAUUAAUCAAAAGAAUGCAUCAGGAAUGUGCCUACACAUGGUAGAACGGUAGAACAUUACAAGGAAAAGUAGCUGAGAUGACUUGGAAGAAAUUCUCUUGUAAAAGUACAAAAUGUUGGAACUGGAGAGUGUGGAUUUGAGGAAUGGCUUGAAGGCAUUUGGAGGAGGAAUUGGAACAUUUUGUAUCCACAGUGGAGCUGCUAGAAGGGUUUGAUUCAUAUGGUAUGUUUUUUUUUAAUUACAUAGUAGGGUAAGUGAGCAUGUAGUCAUAGGUGUUAUUUCUACUGACUUCUUAAAAUGCGAUUUUUGAAACUCCAAAUAUUAUUUCAGAAGCUCUGUUAUUUUUAAAUAUAUUCUUUUCCAAACAGAUUCAGUGCAAUCUGUCACCUCAGCUUCUGUUUGCUUACUGAAGGUCAGAUUUUAAGGCCGCAGUCUCAGGUUUUAGGUGUGCAAGCUGAAGGCAAAGGGGCAUAUGUGCAAAUUUGUGCUGAUAAUUUGUAAUGGAUGCAGAUUAGAUUAUUUCAAAGUUUAGAUGAUUUCUUAAUGCAGCCAGCUGUUUACUGUAGGUAUGAACUGGAUCGAGCUAAGGCUAUGCUGAAAACUGGGCCUUUGAAUUGUGGAAUUUGGCAUAUGCUUACAAAUAUGUUGCAUUGUGCCAUUUGAAGUACAGUGCAAAUAAAACUUCAGAGAAUCUCAAAUGUGCUAGGCUAUAGGAAAAUAUCUUAAGCUUCAACAGCAACAGCUGUUGCAAAUAUGGCUGUAAAAAAGAUUUCUUACGAAGAUCCUGUUGGGGACCAGCUAACUUGAUGCAUUUUGCUGGCAUCAUGUAUGUUCCUUUAAGGUCUACAAGGACUGAAAAAAACAUUCUUCGUUUCUAUGUGCAUUUCAAAAAACGGCUGCUAAAUGACCCUGGAUUCUAUUUGUAGUUUUCCACAUGAUGCUGCGUUUAGUGGUAAAGAAUAACCUCCAGUAUAUUUGUUACUUAGAAGUCCAUUUUUCAGCUCUAAUUGGGGAAUUAAGACAGAAAUCAAAUGCAAAAAUCUAACAGAUAGAGUUUACAACAGAUGCAGUGUGUGGCAAGUUAGAGAAUAAGCCUGUAGAUACUGUGGUUUUACUUUGUUUCUGAUAGGCAGCAGUCAAAACCACCAAAUUACUGCUUUUGUGAGCACAAUUUCAGAAGGCGCCUUUUGAAACCUUUUUAAAGGGAAUUUAAAUGCUGUUUUUCCAUUUGGAAAUGGUUAAGUAAAAUGAGGAGAUGUGGAAGUAUUUAAUGACAAACGCAGUUAAGUUUUAGAAUGAUAGGAAACAUAAUAGGAAAAUAGAUCCUCCCAUCUGUCACCUUGCUUAUCCUGGAUGAUUCUGGCAGACAAGGUGUGUAUGCUGUCCCUUUACAAAGAUACCUUCUCAAGUUCCUUUGAAACACCCAAACUGUUUGUCUUCUUUAUGACCGAUCUGGGGAGACUUGGAUGGAAAUUUUAGACUCCAGCUUGCAAAUCAGUAAGUAGUUACCCUCCUGCACAUUGCUGAAAUCUCUUCACCCAGUUGAAGCAAGUAGGUGUUUGAAGUCCUUUCAGCAGUUUUGUAGGGCUGAGUACUUAAUGUCAGAGGAAUGCAGGAUCUGGCUCCGUUUUCUUCUGUUUUUGUUUGAGCCAGUAUGGAAGGAUUUAAAUGGGACUUUAUUUACAGUAGCAACAUGAAUUUUUGAGUAUUAUUUUCUAGUACUAAGCUAGUGGUUAACAUGUCUAUUUUUGCUGUCUUGCCAUCAAUACUGUAAAAAUCUAUUACCAAAACAGCUUUAAUUCUUGUAAAACUGAAAUUGGUUUGUAAAACAAUGUACAAAUUGUGUUUCAUAGACAGAAAAGCUUGUAUUACUGAAUGUAAUAUAUGUGAAAUGAAUAUAUUAUAGUCUAUUUUUGCCAUGAAAAAUAAAUAUUUGAAGCAAUGAUGCAGUUUUAUUGUUCCAUUAUUAAAAGAAAAAUCAGCAAUGUGUGUUCCAGUCUGGAACUUGGCCUUCUGUGCAAAAAGAUGUUAUCCCUCUUUGAAAGCUCUGUGAGUACUGCCCUGGAUUACAAUAUGAAGAUAAAGCUUCCACAGUCAGGUACUAAUUGUUCUCAUCUUUGUGGUAGAAAAGUCAUAUGUUUUGCCAACCUAACAUCAUUUUUUAUUUUUUUAUUUUUUUUGCAUUUUAUAAAGUUACUCUUCAUAUUGAAUAUUCAAUUUCCCUUUAAGCAGAGCUUUCAGAAGUUAAAAAACCCUUUCCAAAAGCCCAUGAGAAAAGAAAAUUGAUUAUAUGAUUACUUAGCAUUAUUGAAGCUGCUACCAAUACAUAAUACUGAAGUUUUCAUUUUGUAAUUGAUAUUUAGUCAAAAAUGGAAGUGAUACAAAAGGCACAACAUAAAAGGAUGUACUUCACACUGGACACUGUAGUUGCAGACCAGACAAUUUCACAUCCACUGUCCAUGCAGAAUACCAUAUGCACAGACUCAAUGAUCAGGAAAUACUAGGCUUUUAAUUAAGAUUUGUAUUACAGGUAUGCUCUGCUUGGUGGCAUUAAUACACAUAAGGUAAAAUAACAUACGUAUGUAUGUAGCUGUCUGAUCCUUUCCUAAAUCCUGAGGAAUGUUCUGUGUGUGCAAAGCAGUCUUUUUGGCAUGGGGUCAGAAUCAAAAGAGCAGCCCAUUGUUUAAGUCCAGAAUGGCUGUAGAUAGAUGAAGAUUACAUGAAGCUCAGCAAUGCUCAAUACCUAGCAGAGAGCUUUAUGUGUGGCAGUUCCUCUGUUUAGGAUAUGAUGGUGUUCUGGUUUUGUUUUGUUUUGCUUAUUUGUUUGUUUUGGUUGCUGUUAUAUCCAUUGCUUUUCUUUAAGAUGUCAAUGAUGGCAUAUAAAUGUGUUUUCUCUCUUCCACUGUUCUGAUUGUUGUCUGGAAGGCUGGGUUUUGCAUGAGGACAGCAGCUGCACAGCACUGCAGAAAUAAAUUGCCAGGCUAUCUACCGCACCCAGAGGACAACUGGUGGAUGGUCACCAUUUGUGAGUAUGAUGGCAACUGCAUGUAUGCAGGUACCAAAAGGAGAAUGCUGUUGCAGAGUUGGAGGUGAGUGGCACUGGAUGAAUGAUGGAUGUUCAUCAGCUCUGCACUAAGCAAGUUACCUUGUGUUGCUCUGGAUUGUCACUGGCUCAGUCUGGCUCUUGGGCAGGGUGAAACUUCUGCAUUUGAGUGAUGGCAGUGUUGUGGUUCUGGUGCUCAGGGAAAUGAUUGUUCUGAUAGUUAAAGGCUAGUUCUGUCAUUACUGCAAUUACUUUGAACCUAGCCUCAUUUAAUUCAAAGAAAAAGCAAGAGUAAGUAGGAAAUGGUGAGCUUGGGAGUAUUUUAUCACAAAAUAACCUUUGAAUUCUUGGCAUCCUUUGGGAGCUUUUUUGAAGAAAGGACUUCAAGGCUUGUGCCUCUUCUUGCACUCUGUGGAAAAAAAAAGGGCACGAGGCAGAUGGGGAAGCUAGAAGGGAGAGAGCUUAGAAAAAAUCUUUCCUAUUCCUAAUUAAUCACCACAUCUCCUAGAGAUAAGCAGGACAAUCUUUCAGACAGAUACCUAAAUUUAAGCCAAACACUGGUCACACUCAACUAACCAAGCCAGUAUAACUGCCCUGCUUAUUUCAUGGAUUCAAGGUAUCUGCUAUAAUAAACAAAGCAGGAAAGACAUCGAGGGCUUGCACAUGAGAUUUCUUAAUCUUAGUUCAGAUUAUUAUUAUUAGCCAUUUCUAAAAUGACAGUCAUGUGCCUUAGGUAAAUUUAGAAGCACAUCAAAUCCUUCCACGAACAGACCCAGAAUUAUCAUACCCAGAGGCAGAUGAAGAAUUUUCACUGGUGUUAAGUACCUAGGAAGAAAGCCCCUGUCAAGCCUGGUUAAUACUGAUAAUCAGUGAUUCGAAGGAACCGCAUACUUUGAUGUGUGCAUAUGUGUAUCUGCUGUCCUCUCUCUGCAUACCAGAGACUGCAAUUCAUGACUGAUUGUGGCCAAAAAUGUCUUUCCAUUAACAGAACCUUAAGCAAAAGCACUUUGGAGGUUUAAAAGGUUGAAGACUAUUUUUUAGUUUGAUAAUGCUUAAGAGUAGAUACUGUAGGUCUCCAUCACUUAAUUUUCAUUGGUCACCAAAAAUGCACUUUUCUUCAUAAAUUUGGGGAAGCAAUUUAAUUUGAAACUGUAAUUCUUAGGGAGUUGUUCUGCUUCAAUUUUCCAGCUCGAGGAAGACCCAUCCUUUCACUGACUCAUUAUAAAUACAAUGUUGUUUUUAUUUCCUGGUUCUAGUACUCCUGAAAGCUCCCUUGCUGAGGUAGGCCAGCAACAAUAAUCAGUGCAUUUGAUUGGAUUUUCUCUGGAGAUAACUUCUGCUUGGAAAAAGUGGCAACACUGUUCAAAUGAGAACAUCUGUUUCCUCCUUUGUAAAGAGAGGGGAAACACAGCAUUGUGUCAGCAGUCAUGAUCAAAAUGUAAUUAGGAAAGAGGAGGAAAACACAAUUGUUCAGCAAAAAUAGAAACAAACUUCUGUGGUUGAUGAAAUAUUUGUCUUUUUUUCCCCAAAUUUCUCUUACGCUUUAAAGGGCAGAAGGAACUGUUGUGUUUGCAGGAUAAAAUGACAGCCUUAUUUCUCUGCACAAUAAUGACAAAUAAGAAGAACUGAGGCUAAUUUACAUUCACUGUUGAAAGAAACUGGAAAUACUGCUCCAGUGUUACUAGCUAAAUUAUCUCUAUACCUGUGAAAGUAACUUUGUGAGACAGCCUAUCUUGUUUCUGACUUGUCCCAUAGUUUUGUGACUGGAAUGUGCUAACUGCAUCAUGGGUGCUUCACAGUGGCAGGGAGGUCUCUCAUCUCUCAGUUGCCACUUUGGGUAAAGGUUCUGGAGCUGGUCAUAAAGAGAAUAUGCCAAAAACCCUUUGGGGAUGUCUCACUAUGCUGUGAAUUGAAUCAAGCAGAGGCUCUAAGAAGCUCAGAUAUUGAGGAAGAGCCAUGAAGAACAUGCAUGCCAUAGAAAGUCACAGUGGGGACCCUUGACAUAUGUAGGUUGAAAGCUCUUGUACAAGGCUGAAGACUCUCAGGGCUGGAGGGAAGGGCCCACCAUGCAAAUUUGUUUCUGGGGAAAGGAAAACUGAGAGGAGAGCUUGAAGAGCUCAGCUAUUUCUCUUGCACAAUCCAUUGUUAUCUGAGAUGACUGCAACCAGCAUUUGAGAAACCUCAGAGCCAGCACCCAAACCUGUGCUAUCCGCAUCAUCUCUGCUCUUGCUUGUGUCAAACACUGGGAAAAACGGUGCCAAAUGCUUCCAGCUUGAAUUUAUGGCUGGGGAGGCCCCUGCUCAGAAGUCCUGUGAGGAAUUCCCAGGCUGACAGGAGAGCUGAUGGCCUUUGACACAUUCCUUAGUUUCUUCUUUGGCAUGUGAGUGUGCUUGUGACUGAGAGAAAGAGAUAGCUGGGCUGGGGUCACCUCAUCGUUCAGCUCUUCAUCUCCUGGAAUUGGCCGAGGGCUGCUGUGAGAUGUAAGGUAUGCUGCAGCCUCGUGCAGAUACUGUAAGGGAGUCCUGUGGGCUCGCUGAAUUCCUGGGAUAACUGCUGAGAGCUCUGCACCUCGUGCUGCAGAUCACGCUGUCCGUCCUCUGAGACUGGGGUGGUGUAGCUUUAUGGCCUGCCAGACCAAAGCUGUGUGAGUUUCUCAAGUUUCAGAUGGUCUCCCCACCACUCCUUUUAUUUAGCCUUUACUUGCCCUUCUCAAGGUCUAAUUUCAUUUCACCAACGUGAUAGGACUGGAAGGACUACACAGGAGUUUUGCUUUGCUGAGCAUGCAACAGGAACAACUACUGCACAGAAGUCUGUGCUUACUCACAGUGAGACAGUAUAUCCUGUGUCUCUAGCAUCCCUACAGCUUUGGCAAACCAGUCCAACAGCUUACUGUAUGAGUGCAACUUUAAAUUGCAUAUUGUCACCUUGGUGUCCUGCACACACCUUCUGCCUGCCCUUUGCUCCCUGCUGAAAUGUGCAUAGUGAGUGCAUUAAAGAGACCAAGUCUUCUAUGAGGCCUGUAGAAUUAUUUUGUUGAGAGUUACUUUGGAUGAGUUACUCUGUUGAGAGUUACUUCAGAUGUUUUCAACAGGGAACAGAAAGCCUUGUGCGCAGUAGGCACAGCGUUGUUAAUUUUGGUUCCCUUUACCUGAAUUAACUUUUCUUGUUGCUACCCUUCUUGAUCUCAUGAAGUCCUCACAGGAUUUCAUUUAGGUGGUUGCGGUGGAGAUGAGCUAUAGCUCUUCUGUGGCUCAACUGAUGAACUGUCAUGCAAGCGAGAAUUGCUUCUGCUUCUUUCCCUUCCCAGCGUUGUGUUCUCCCCAUGACAAGUUCAGCUUCCGCUGGCACAAGAUCCACUUACAGCCUUUGAAACUGGAUUCCCUGACUGGUGGUGACCCAUGCAACAUGCAAUGGCUGGUGCAGUGGAUUAAUUUACCACUCACCUGUUUGCACAUCAAUUGCUUUGCCACUUGGAAUGGAAACUGAUGAUGAAUGUUUCUGAAUGAAACAGAUUUCACUUUCGAUAAAGAAAACAGGACUGCUGGUGAGUAUUUGGGUUGGUUGUUUUGGAGUGAGAAAUUUUAAGCUUUAAGUUACAAUACUGUGGUUUUUUCACUUUUUUUUAAUUAUAUUGUUGAUUAGGGAUAAUAUGACAGUUUGGGUUUUGCUUGCAGGUUUUCUUUUUUUUUUAUCUCUAGGUAGCACUAAGACACCUAAGUACCUUCUCCCUUCAUCACAUGAAUCUUUAUUUCAAAUGACCCAAAGCCCCUCUCUGAUUUGUAAACAAAGAGAAUCCUACCUCUGAAAAUGAGGCUACUGAUGACAAAAAUGUAGGCUUUAGGAAUAAGAGAUUUUUUGUCACAGAGCACAGUAACAAUAAUGGGCUUCUGAUCAUUUGAAGUAAGCGUUGAUGCUAUUACAUGUGUUUGUUGCCCAGAUGAGCCUGGGCAGAAAUAAAUCUUUCUAUUGUAGAUCACAGCAGCUGAUUGCUCCUAACAGUUACUUCCAAAGUAUUCAGAUUUGUAGUCAAUGGUGGUGAGACUACCUUGAUAUCCUAGGGCUUAUACCAGAAUCUGAAUAUAUCAUCAAGUGAAUAGAAACUCAA